Panicum virgatum (switchgrass) is the source of this 1089-nucleotide messenger RNA. RefSeq lists its product as uncharacterized. The transcript has a single exon. The coding region runs from base 140 to 760 and encodes 206 amino acids. The record is from RefSeq and is a predicted model, not a curated record. NCBI's taxonomy places the organism in Eukaryota, Viridiplantae, Streptophyta, Magnoliopsida, Poales, Poaceae.
CCCACCACCCGCAGCAACCAACUCGAUCGCAGCCUCCCACUCCCGGCAUUUGAAUGUGAGAAAGAGAGGGAAAACCGCCCAGCCCGCCCAAGCCGGCGAGUAUCCCCAACUAUCCGCCGCCGCCGCCGCCGCUCCGGCCAUGCCGCGGUCCUCCUCCAGCCCCGGCUCCGGCUCCAGGCCGAUCCUGGGCCGGGCGAUGGCCACCAUCCUGGCGCUGCCGCUGACCCCGAUCUCCAAGGCCAAGUGCGGCCUGCUCCUCUUCAAGAAGCGCGCGUCCGCCGCCGCCAGGCGCCGCUGCUACAGGCCCUUCCGCCACUACAACUACGCGUACGUGGGCGAGUACCAGUUCUCGCCCUCCCGCUCCCCGCUCCUCCCGGGCCCGCCCCCCGGCGUCACGGCCUGGCGGAGGGCCGCCGCCAAGCGCCGCCGGGGCAGGGCCAGGAUGAUCCUCACGUCCCUCUUCUGCGGCGGCGACGAGGUCGACGUCGCCGUGCUGGACGGCCUGGCGCGCCGGGCCGACGCGCGCUCGGACAGGGAACAGCUCGUGCUCGCCCCGGCUCUCGAGUGGGGGCGCGACGACGCCUACGCCGGCGAUGGCGACCAGGAGGAGGAGGAAGAGGAGCAGGAGCAGGAGGUAAUCGACUACGGUGAGGAGGAGGACGAGGAGGAGGUCGACGGCCGCGCCGAGCGCUUCAUCCAGCGGUUCUACGCCGAGAUGAGGCUGCAGAGGCAGAGGUCUCUCGUCCAGCGCCAGCUCUAGAUAGACGACCCCCUCGUUUCGACGGCUGCCGCUGCCUUGCCGGUUCCUUCUCCAUCGGGUAGAAUCAAUCAAUUGCUCGCCGCUGCUAUCUUAGCUGCAGUUCGGUUAAUCUCUUCGUGUCGUGCACCGUUCGUGUUACCGUUGUUUUGUCAUCAGGUGUGAGUUUGUUGUCGGAGCUGUCUGACGGGGGAGAUUCUUCUCCCCUGCUGUAGCUCCACUUUUUCCCCUGUAAUCCAUGUGUUUCAAUUUUCGUUUCUGUAGUGUUUUGAGUUUGUAUACAAUUACAAAUCAUCCGUGCUAGUAUCUGUUUUGGUUCGCACAAAUGUCAA